Molecule: messenger RNA, 3447 nt
Organism: Ichthyophthirius multifiliis
Lineage: Eukaryota; Ciliophora; Oligohymenophorea; Hymenostomatida
Product: DNA-directed polymerase epsilon, putative
Exons: 7
Biological process (GO): nucleotide-excision repair, DNA gap filling; DNA replication proofreading; mitotic cell cycle
Cellular component (GO): epsilon DNA polymerase complex
Molecular function (GO): DNA binding; single-stranded DNA 3'-5' DNA exonuclease activity; nucleotide binding
Source: RefSeq, a predicted model, not a curated record
AUGAACGAGAAACUCCGAAUAUAAGAAUUAGUAGAUAAAAAAUUCGGAAUAGAGACAGUAAAAGACGGUCGAGACCGUUUAGGUUUCAUCGCCAACUUCAAAACAAGUAUAAUAAAAGAUGAAGAAUUAAACGAGCGUAGUGUUUUAUAAAUAUAUUACAUAGAAGAAAAUGGUAAUUGGUGUAAAUCAAUAAUCUAAUACAAUCCUUAUUUUUAUUUAAGUUGUGAGAAUAAUUUAGAGAAAGAAAUUGCUUUUUUUUUAGAAAAGAAAUAUUAAAAAAACAUUAGUAAAGUGGAAAUAAUCGAAAAAGUGGAUUUAGAAAUGCCCAAUCAUCUAAGUGGCCGUAAAAAAAAAUACAUCAAAUUAAAAUUCAACACUGUAUCUGAACUAAUGUAUGUCAGAAAUUAAAUAAAACCGCAAAUCGACCGCCGUAAAUAAUACAAGCCUGUAAUCCAAAACACAUAAACUUUAUUCCCAGAAACUAUAAACUUAAAUAAAAAUACGGACCUAACUGAAUAUAUAACAGAUAUUAGAGAAUACGAUGUACCUUAUCACUCCCGUGUAUGUAUAGACUUAAAUAUAAGAGCGGCUAAAUGGUAUAAAAUAUCCUUCAAAGAUAACGUAGUAAAUUAAAUUGUUUGCAUGGAAAAUAUUGUAGAACGUCCAGAAUUAAAAUAUUUGGCAUUUGAUAUAGAAACUAGUAAAGCUUAGUUAUAAUUUCCGGAUGCUAAAAUAGACGUAGUGAUGAUGAUUUCACUUAUGUACGAAGGGGAUGCUUAUCUUAUUGUAAAUAGGGAAUUUUGCGGGUAGGAUGUGGAGGGAUUUGAGUAUGCACCGAAACCGGAAUUUGAGUGUACGGUGAAUAUUUUUAAUGUGAAGAAUGAAUAUGAGUGUAUUAAAAAAUUCUUUGAUAUUAUUGUGUCUUAUAGGGCUUUUAUUAUUACAAGCUUUAAUGGGGAUAAGUUCGAUUGGCCAUUUAUACAUGAAAGAUGUAAUUAAGUAGGGCUUUCUUUAGAAAAGGAAAUUGGAAUUAAUUUAGAAGAAGGUCCGGAGUAUUUUGGAAGGUUUAUUACUCAUUUAGAUUGUCUUUAUUGGGUUAUUAGAGAUGCAUAUUUGCCAUAAGGUUCUCAUGGGCUUAAAAGUGUUACUAAGGCUAAAUUAGGGUAUUAACCAAUUGAAGUCGAUCCAGAAAAAAUGGUUUUUCUGGCGAAAGAAAAUACUUAGAUUUUAGCUGAGUAUUCAGUUUCAGAUGCUGUUGCGACUUAUUUUUUAUAUAAAAAACAUAUUCAUGAUUUUAUUUUUGCGCUGUGUACAAUUAUACCUUGUUAUUCGGAUGAAGUUUUGAGGAAAGGGUCAGGUACUUUAUGUGAGAAUUUACUUAUGACUGAGGCUUUUAAUAGAAAUAUUAUUUUCCCAAAUAAAAAAAUGGAAAAUAAAGAAAAAAUGCAUAAAGGACAUUGGUUAGAUUCUGAAACAUAUUAAGGUGGUAAAGUAGAAUGCUUAAGAAGUGGUGUCUUUCGAUCAGAUAUAAAGACGAAAUUUUAAUUAGAAAAAAAUGCCUUUUAAACAUUAAUAGAUAAUGUAGAUAAACUGCUUGAAUUUGUAAUGAAAAUAGAAUAAAAUAGACAAGUUGAAGAACUUGAAAAUUACGAAGAUGUAAGAAAUUAAAUAGUUGAAGGUUUAGAAAAACUUAGAGAUAUUCCAAAUGUAAAUAAUUAUGAAGAUUAUCCUUUAAUAUAUCAUUUGGAUGUAGCUGCUAUGUAUCCUAAUAUUAUUUUGACAAAUAGAUUAUAACCAGUAGCUAUUGUAAAUGAGUAAAUAUGUUCAAGUUGUUUAUUUAAUUCACCUGAGAAUUAAUGCAAAAGACCUUUAGAAUGGAUGUGGAAAGGUGAAUAUUUUCCACUAAAUAGAAGUGAAUUUGAAACUAUAAAAAGUAAUUUGGAAUAUGAAAGAGCUUUAAAUUCUGAAAAUAACAAUAAAGAUAAAAAUUAUUAUGAAAUAAAUAACACAGAAGAUUUCUAUAAAUAAUUAAAAUAAAGAGUAAAAGUUUAUUCUUAAAAAACUUACAAAACAAUGCAUAUAUCGGAAACUACUCUAAAAUAAAAUACAGUAUGUAUGCGUGAAAAUUCAUUUUAUAUAGACACUGUCCGUGCUUUUCGUGAUAGAAGAUAUACUUAUAAAACUUUAGUAAAAGUAUGGAAAGGAAAGGCUGAAGAAGCAAGUUAAAAAGGAGAUACUGAAGGCAAAAAAGAAGCAGGAAAUUUAGAAGCAUUAUACGAAUCAAUGCAAUUAGCCCAUAAGAUUAUACUGAAUAGUUUUUACGGAUACGUUAUGAGGAAAGGUGCCAGAUGGUACUCUAUGGAAAUGGCGGCUAUGGUAACACAUAUAGGUUCUAGUAUUAUUUUAGAUGCAAAAAAUUUUAUUGAUUGUGUGGGGAAGCCUUUAGAAUUGGACACUGAUGGGAUUUGGUGUUUAUUACCGAAGGGGUUCCCAGAAAGCUUUUAGUUAAAAUUUGUGGAUGGAAAAAAGUGGAAAAUAGAAUAUCCUUGCUCAAUAUUGAAUUAUUUGAUUUAUGAGAAAUACUGCAAUGAUUAAUAUUAGACUUUAAAAGAUGAGACGAAUUUAAAAUACGAAAGUAAUAAAGAAAUGUCGAUUUUUUUCGAACUGGAUGGACCUUAUAAGGCUAUGGUUAUCCCUGCGGCUAGAGAAGAAGGGAAGUUAUUAAAAAAAGGAUACGUAGUAUAUAAUCAUAACGGGAAAAUUGCAGAAAUAAAAGGCUUUGAAAUCAAAAGAAGAGGUGAAUUAGAAAUCUUGAAAAUUUUUCAAUCAGAAAUCUUCUCGGAAUUUCCAGCUGGAAGUUCGCUUAAAGAAUGCUAUGAAGCUUGUGCUUUUGUGGCAAGGAAAUGGCUUAAUUUAUUAAUAAUGAAAGGUUAAGGACUUACAGAUGAUGAACUAAUAGAUUAUAUUUGCCAAACUAAAGUCUUAUCGAAAUAAUUAUAAGAUUAUGGUGAAUAAAAGGGUGUAGGUUUAACCUGUGCUAAAAGACUGAAAGAAUUUCUAGGUCCAGAUGUUGCUAAGGGAAAAAGUUUAAACUGUAUAUAUGUUAUGAGUGCCAAACCUGUGGAAUUAAGUAGGGCUGAAAGGGCUAUUCCAGUUUAAAUAUUCGGAUCUGAUAAUGAGAUUAGGAAACGAUUUUUGAAAAAAUGGUUAAAAGAUAAUAGCUUAGGUGAUGAAUAACUGGAACUUAGAAAUAUUUUAGAUUGGGAUUACUAUAUAGAAAGACUAAACUGGCAUAUUUUAUAAAUAAUACCUUCUGAAUAACUUGGCGUAUAUAGAAUAUGGAUUUAUCCUAUGCAAUAUAAUGAAGGUUAAUAAUAAGAUUUUGCCUAAAAAUACUUCUUAUACUACUCAUGUUUUUAGUAUGGAAUAAUUAAUAGGUUAAUUUGA